AUGGCCACCGCCAGCAUCCGGGGCAAGGGCGUGGACGAGGCGGGCCCGCCGCGGCCUCCAUCUCCGCCGGCGUCGCAGCAGGGGCACUCGAGCUCGCCGGGCCCGUGGCGCCCCACAAGCCCGCGCAAGUCCUUCUUCCCGCGCCCCGAGCCCGUCAGCAGGGUCCCCGGCUUCGAGGAGCGGCGCGCAAGGAAGCUGGCGGGGAUGGAGACGGGCGCGCGGAUGGUGAAGGCUCUCGUGAAGUCGGAACCGCGGCCAGAGGCCGUUCUGGUGCCAGAGGCGCACCUCGUCAAGGCGGUCUGCUCUGUCGAGCUGACGUGCCACGAGGGGAAGGCGACCCUCUCACCGCCCCCAGUGCUCCACCUCGGCCUGCCCCGGCAGGCCCUCAGGAGCUACGUGGGCCACGUCGCGAAGGUCGUCGCCAGGGCCAGCGAGGACGCCCCCAGGAUCCGGCCCGACGCCUCGGUACGGGAGGCCGAGGCGGCCUUGAGGGAGGUGCACAGGGUCCACCAGCUCAGACUGGAGAGGUACCGAGACUGGCUCGCGGAGACCGCCUGCUGGGCUGGCGUGCCAGAGGCCUGGCGCGCCAGGCGGGACCUCGCCGCGGCGGACCCCGCGGACGCGAGGGCGACCUCCGAGGCCUGGCACGGCGCGCUGCGGGACCUCGCGCAGGCGGACGGGGGCGAGGUGUGGCUGCGCGACGACGACCUCGCCGAGGCCAUCAUGGACAAUGUCACCAGCGACGCCAAGAUCAUAGCUCUCAUGGACUGCUGCCACUCGGGCACCGUCAUGGAUUUCAGCAGUCCGCGGUGGGCCCAGGAGGGCUUCAAGGCCAUCUCCAUCAGCGGCUGCGAGGACAACCAGACCUCGGCAGGCACCGGCAAGGGCGGCAUGUUCUCGCGGCCGGAGCAGCGCCCGCCGAGGGGCCCCCUCGCUGCGAUGCUGCGCCUCGCGGCGGCGGGCGCGUGCCUCGUGCUGGGCGCCUCGGGGAAGGCCGACGGCACCUGCGGCUACGAGUGCACCAGCGACUCGGAGUGCGGAGGGUGCGGGCGGGCGGGCAAGUGCAGCUGCCCCGACGGCCAGAACUGGUCCUUCCCCCAGAUCAGCUGCUCGUGCGUGUCGGCCCCAGACGGCGCCCCGAGCUCGAGCUCGGUCGGCGCCAGCGUGGAGGACACCAGGUGGCCCCUGCAGUGGACCGCGAGGGUGGAGGGGUGGGUCUACGGAGACUUCUCUCACAAGGCCUCCCCCGCCCUCGGCAGGUUCCACUACGAUGCGGUGCUGGGGAGGACCCGCGGGGACUGGACCCCGUACACUAACGGGAAAGACUGCACGCAGAUUUGGAUUGCAGACACGUCUGGUCAGAAGAAGUCCCAGUACUACGUGAAGGCGGGGCCGCUGUGCCUGACCUUCCCGAUCAGCGACAAAGGGGCUGGCGGCAUGGCUGUGGGCGUGGAGAGGCCUGACUGGGUGAAGACCUGCAGCGAUGCUGGUUAUGCAAAGUACGUGGGCCGCGAGCAGGUCAACUUUGAAGGAAAAGACGUCUGGGCGGACCACUGGUCUUGCCAUGUGGACUACGCGGCCAUGAACCAGUCAAUCGUGUUCCAGAACUGGCACUCCCUGGGGCUGGACGGGGUGCCGAAGGGGCUCCCUUUGCGUGUCACGGGCGGCAACUCGGCACCAAGCCCUACGAAGGGCUCCCCUCGCUUGAGCACAGUGUGGUAUACCGAUUUCAAGACGGGUGCUGGUGUGACAAAGCCAGAGGACUUCGAGAAGCCAUCGUGGUUCUGCAUCCCAGUCGGCCUGGAGGAAGCCGAGUCUUUCUUCGGACAUCCCGUGACGCGGGAUCACGUGCAGUCUCCAGACUUCCAGAAGCGCGCGCACUUCUUGCCCCACGCAAAACCGGGCGCCAGGGACCUCGCCCGUGCCAGGCGGCCGAAGCCUGGCCUCCCCUUCCUCGGCGAGUCGUUCGGCCAUGCGAUGCGUAAGCUGAACAGCCUGCUGACGAAAGAGGAGGGCCUCCGGGUGCGGCCUUGCCGGGAGUUCUCGCUGGAGGAGGUGCACGAGGCCCAGCGGCUCCUCUUCCACGCGCGCAGCGCGGAGCUGCACGGCGUCUACCACCAGGCCAACGACACGCGCCGCAUGGCCCACUCCAGCCUCUCCCAGCUCGACGCCGAACAUGGGGAGCACGCCCUCAUCGCAGCAGAAAUGCCCGAGCUCGCGGCCAAGCUGCGUGACGGUGCCUGCCACGAGGCGGUCAUGUGGUAUGUCCACCACCUCUCCGCCGAGGCGCGGGGCGAGGUGCAGCGCCUGCUGACGCUCCCGCUGCUGCCGGAGGUGAUGCACGACGCGCCGCGCCCGCUGGCGGCGGCGCCGCGCGGCGAGCAGCUCACACAGAAGGUGCACAGCCGCUACACGGAGCAGGUGAGCUGCGCCGUGUGCCACGUGGCCCCCGCGAGCAGCGGGAACUCGGAGCUCGUCGUCUGA
This is a messenger RNA of Prorocentrum cordatum, 2484 nucleotides long. NCBI's taxonomy places the organism in Eukaryota, Dinophyceae, Prorocentrales, Prorocentraceae. The record is from the annotation of a GenBank genome assembly.